AUGGAAGUGAUUGAUAAACUUCAAGAAGAUCUGGUGAAUUAUGAUAGUGACGAAUGUAAUUCCGAAUUCAUUUAUCCCGCAAAGAGAAGAAAAAGUGAAGCUGAUCAUACCAUAUCAUGCAAGAAACAUCAAUGUGACGAGCCCGGGUGUCGCAAAUAUUUUAGUACAAAAAGUAAUUUAAAGGUUCAUCAACGUUCUCAUUCUGACGAAAGACCAUUUAAAUGUAAAGAAGAUGGAUGUACAAAGACAUAUACCACUUCACAUGGAUUAAAAAUUCACGAAAAAAGUUAUCAUGGAGAGAAACCUUUCUCCUGUGAUGAGCCCGGAUGCAAUAAAUCAUUUGGCACGGAAAUUAAUUUGACGAUUCACAAACGUUCACACACCGGCGAAAGACCAUUUAAAUGUAUGGUAUCUGGUUGUGCAAAGUCCUAUACUACCUCACACGGAUUAAAAGUACAUGAACGAAAUCAUAAUGGUGAGAAACCUUACGUUUGCGAUGAGCCGGGAUGCGAAAAAUCAUUUUUUACAUCAAGUAGUUUACAAGUUCAUAAGUGUAUGCAUUCAAAGGAUAAACCUUAUGCAUGUGAUGAACUAGGAUGUACAAAGGCAUUCAAGCGUCCUGAUGAUUUAAAAACUCACAAACGUAAACAUACGGGAGAUUUGUAUUUCAAGUGUGAGUUUGCUGAAUGUGAUAAGAAAUUUUCUAAAAUGAGUCACCUACAAAAUCAUCGUAGAGUUCAUACAGGAGAAAGACCUUAUGAAUGUAAAGAAUGUGGCAAGAGAUUUAGUCAAUUAGGCAAUUUGCAAAUUCAUGAAAAAACCCAUUCUGAUGAGAAACCUUUUAUUUGUGAAGUGACCGGAUGUAAGAAAGCAUUUGUUUUAUUGGGAAAUUUGAAGAAACAUCAAAGCACGCAUUCAGAAGAUAAACCGUUUAUUUGUGAUCUACCUGGAUGUGACAAGACGUUCAAAAGAUCGGAUGUUUUAUUUAGACAUAAGAAAAAUCAUGAUUUGGCGAAAAUCUAUGCUUGUGAAGAGAAUGGUUGUAAAAAAUCAUUCACGAACUUUACAAGAUUACAAACGCAUAAAUAUACACACUUAGAUGAAAAGCCAUGGAAAUGUGGAGAAACAGGAUGUGGUCGAAUGUUUAGUAGAAUGAAUGAUUUAAGAACCCAUCAGAGAUUACAUACCGGAAAUAAAUUAAUGAUUUGUAGCUUUCCGGAAUGUGGAAGAAAAUUUACUCAUUCGGGUCAUCUAAGGGAUCAUGAGAGGUCUCACACCGGAGAGAGACCUUAUAUUUGUGAUCAUCAGGGGUGUACAAAAGCAUUUACUACCGCAAGCAGUUUGCAAAGACAUAAAAGGAAACACAUUGAUGAAUUUAUUAAUUCCAUUAAUAUGAAUGCUAUUCAUAAACACGUUGACGUAUGA
This is a messenger RNA of Funneliformis mosseae, 1425 nucleotides long. NCBI's taxonomy places the organism in Eukaryota, Fungi, Glomeromycota, Glomeromycetes, Glomerales, Glomeraceae. The record is from the annotation of a GenBank genome assembly.